Cladocopium goreaui is the source of this 2721-nucleotide messenger RNA. The record is from the annotation of a GenBank genome assembly. NCBI's taxonomy places the organism in Eukaryota, Dinophyceae, Suessiales, Symbiodiniaceae.
AUGGCUGAGCUGGAAGUGGAAGUGCAACAAGCACAUGAUGCAGCUAAAAGGAUGAUGAGGCUGGAGUCCAAAGAUGGGGUCAAGGUCUAUACCCACCCCUUGAAGUUCAAAGUUUCUGACAUGGCUCAGGAGAUUUUUGAUGCCAUCAGAGACUUCGCCGAAGUGAACAUGGCAGCAAUCCUAGCCAGUGAUGAUCGGCCACUGGUUUACUGGCAGGCAAGGGAUCGCGAGACUGUGAGUGAAGAGGAUCUGAUUGGGAACUUUCACUUGGUCAAGGAGUACAUACUUGUAACUGGCCAUGUCACGCCUUUGCCUCACCUAUUACAUCACGAGGCCGCAUUCAUUCUGCUGUCGGUGACCUACAACCUUCACUCUUCUGUUUACAAUGUCAGAGGUGGACGUGGAUUGAUUCGCGAUUGGGCUCGAACCCAGGCAACUCGCCUCCGUUGCAUGGGGACAAAGCUGAUGGCCAUCACAAGGGCUACCCCUCACUCCAGGGAGCCACAGAUUCGUGUGUUGAAGAACCUGGUGCUCAAACUCCAUGACAAACAUGGAAAUACUUUGUCAAAGAAAUCAUCCUCUGCAUCCCUUUCUUCGUCACAGGAGCCGAACGUGGAAGCGGAUGAGGAUUGUGAGGAGCUGGCCCAGUUGGAGAAGGUCGGAAGUGCUGAGAAAACCUUCUUGGGAUCACCCCGGGAAGACCGCAUUAGUGUGAAAAGGGUCCUGGAGUUCCGUGAUGACAUCGAAGAUGCCAUGCAGGUGGCCCAGACCUCGAAGCGGCAGACCCUGGCAUUCCAGCUGGGCCUUGGUGAUGAUGCUGAUGACCAGCAAGAUCCUCCGGCUCCUUGCAAGUCGAUAGAGAAGGAAAGCAAUGGAGACCACCCCGCACGUGGCUCUUUGAUUCCCAAUGCGUCUGACCUGCCGCAGUUCUUGAAACCCACCCCCAAAAGCAUGGUGUGUCCCAGCCCUGCUGCUGAUGGGUCCCUUUCAUGUCAGCAAGCACUCUUGCGAAAACAAAAGGAGGAGGAGAAAGGUGAGAAGGCUGCUGAGAAAGUGGAAAGGAAGCGCAGGAAGAAGGAAGCAACAAAAGAUUCCCCAAAGGAGAGUCAGGGGAAGGGCCGUGGGAGGGGCAGGGGCCGUGGAAAGGGAUGUGGCAAGGGAAGGAAAAGAAAGGAGCCGGAUGAGGAGGAGGGAGUGCAUAUCCAGAAAAUUUCUGGAAAGGGUAAGGGCAAGGGGAAGCGUAAGGUGACCAAGAAACCUUCCAAAUUGAUCUCAGAUUGCGGUGAGACCCCAGUCAAAAGGACACGCAGAACUUGGAAACCAUCCCCCAUGGCAGUGAAAACGUCAAAGGUCGCCAGCGCAGCUGAUGAACGUUUGAACAAGGCCAAGGCUGCUUUGGAAGAGUUGAUUUCACGCAUGGAGAAGGGAGGCAACCCAUAUGCAUAUGCGUUUGAACCUCCUCCCAAAGGUUUUCUGAAGAAGAGCUACACUAUCAAGCCCGCAGCUGCGCAUGGCGAUCUAGCUCUCACUACCAUAGGUGUGGUACUUUACAGCCGAAGCUUUUACAUCAACCAUGCGGUUGAAGACAAGUGGCCACAAUCGGCCCUUCAAGCUGGUCUCAAAGUGAAUGCCAAGGGUGGAUGUACAGUGCCUUGGGGUGAUGACCCGAUGAAUGCGAGUCGUCUCCUGCGUAGCAAUGGCCACGAUGCCCCGAUGCAAUGUGCAAAACGGCCUCGUCUUGCUGAAGAUCCUGGUUGCUUGGGACAGUCGACAGGUGCCUCUUCUUCAUCAUCGCAGCCUCGUCCAAGUACCAGUGCCUGUCCAAACGGUGGAUGUUCUUUCGAUUGGGUUUCCCACUUUGUAUGCCUUCCUAGAACCAGUAGUGAAAAGUAUGGACCAUCUUCUGCGAGGGGUGCCAAUCCCACCUGCAUUUGGCACCGGGCCACUGCAAGCACUGAUCACCCAGGUGAGGGCAGAUUGGAAAUUCCACCGAGAAUGGCUGAACUUUCAUGCGGGGUAUUCGUCCACCCAGAUUUGUCACCUUUGCAGAGCAACCAAGAACGAUUACAUGAUGGCCCCUUCCCGGUUGAGUGUUUCUUUCAGGAUCGGUUGGCCAUAGCUUAUGAACGUUUCAGAAAAUGGACCAGAGAGAACCGCAUUGCGCAUUCACAACCGCGCUUCACCCCGAAACGACUUCGCAGUUAUCAGCAUCCUUACCCUGAGUUGGCAGCGAAGGCACACAAUGCCAGGGUGGUCACUGGAUGGCUUGCAGAAGUCUUGGUGCCACUUGCAUCUGCUGACCCUGAUGAUGAGUAUAUUGGAUGGAUGACCACCCACAUGUGGUAUUUGGCCCGAUGGUUUUCUGUGCACGAGUCUGCUUCAAGAUAUUUGAGUGAUGAUGACAUCAAAGUGUUCACUGAAUGUUGUGAUGAAAGCAUGAAUGCGUACCUGAAGCUGGGGCAUGCGGCCGUGCAAGCAGGUGAACUGCUUUGGCCAUCUCGGCCAAAGCACCAUGGGUGGCAAGAGAUCCUCCAUGCGGAGACAACUCAAAGAGAAAAUUCGAGACUAUACCACGCUUUUAAGUGUGAGGAUUUCGUGGGCAGAUUGAGUGACCUUGCUGGCCAAUGCAACAAGGGCAAGCUUGAGUAUGCAAUCCUCCCAAGGUUUUACAUGGGGCUGUCGCAACAUCAUGAGCACAAGUCUAUGGAUGUGGGGGUCUGA